AUGGUAGACUAUUUUAAAUCAGAUGAGAAGCCAUCUUCGCUGCAGACUGGAAGGGGAGUAAACAACUCCUAUAGGAAGUGUUUAAGAUGUCCAAAAUAUAGAAAAAACCAUCAAAAAGAGCACUCGGCAAAGUCAAGGGAAUCACAGUGCCGAAAUCCCAGUCCCGAUGGAGAUGCUCCUAUUUAUCCGAACGAUCCUGAUCCCGACCCGGAAUGGAAUCCCCCGGAAUAUAACCCAACCCCACCCGGCGGGUAUAAAGACCAGAUUCUACUAUACCUGAUCGCGGGAUAUAUAUUAGGAAUCUUUCUGGUACUCAUCUGGUAUUAUUGGAAUCCCCAAAGAGCCCGCAGUGAUCUUAAUGGAACAUGGUUUUUUAUUAUUCUGUUCUUUCUUUUACUGCUUAUAUUGAGCCAACGGCGACCAGCAAGAUGCAUUGCAGUUUUAUGCUUUUCAACUUUAGCUCACUACCAAUCUAGAGCUCUUAUUAUAGCCCUGGCUUUCUUGAUUGCUUUUUGGGGUCCUGUGAUGAACAUCAUCCGUAAUAUAGACAUUAUGGCCAACAGUCUAAACUGUCAGCAAAAUCUACUUAUAUAUGCUCUUUGGUCUGUAAACAGCAUGAUUAGUGAUCCUUUGCAGUUAAUGGAGGAGUUAUUCAAAAGGACUGUGGAUGAAGUGCUCGGAAUGACGACAAAAUUGGAGAAGUUUUUUGUGAAGCUAGAAAAUCCAAUUGCAGAUAUCUAUGCCACCUAUGGGUUAUGCGCCAGCUGGUUGACCUUACAGAACGAACAAUUUGGCAAAAGGAUGGGUGCGCCGUACACUCGCUGUCUGAGAGCGGGGAACUUGAGUAUUUUUCAGUACCAAACCGAAAUCGGGGACCAAACAAGUGAGAGUUGUAACCAAGAACUAUUUUCUUGGUUCUGUGAGGGUCUUAAGGGUGUAAAUAGCUUCUUUUACGAUAAUCUGCUAUUGCCCCAAAUGGUCAUUGAGGAUAUUUUUCAACGUUUGCAAAUAUGCUUUCUCAAGAUCCGCUUGAUGUUCUUGGCUACCAUUAGUUUUAAUCACAGCGGAAAGCCAUACCCAAGGAUUUUAUUAACUGACAGAGAUCUCUUGUGCCGUCAGGACACGACCACAAACAAGUUAAGCUAUAUAUACUUUUGGCUUUACUUGAUGGUUUUGAUUCUGCUGUUGACUGUGAUCAUUCGAUCGAUAGACUUUCGAUUUCGUUACCUUAUGUCUGAGCACUUUGAGAAUGUCUAUAUAACAAAGGAAUUUGAGGUAUACGAAGAACAACAAUCGCAGAUAAUGGGGGUUCAGUUGUUGCCCCUUAACAAUUGUGAAGAUAAUAAAUAUGUAAAGAUAGCAUCCCUUAGGCUUCUGCCAGGCGAGCGUAGAGCAAUGUAUCGCUCGGGAGCUUUUUUGUUUAUCACCGGAAUACAGCUUUACUGCCUUUGUCUGGUGGACUACAGUCUUUACAGCAUGUUGGCCUUAUUGCGGCAACAUGGUAACAUGACGGAAGCUGAUCAACCUUCUUCCUACAGUAAAAUGGUAAUCAAAGGUGGCGGUCAAAUUGGUUCUUUUUUACGGGAUUUAGUUCACGCCUUUGAACCCAAGGUACUGCAGAUGAACUCCUACAACUGUCUACCAGUCCCGGAAAAUCCAAAGUACUGGCUAUAUUUCUGGAUCUUAGUUCUGUAUGUGCUGGCCUGGAUUAUGGUCUUUUGGGAGCCUUAUGGUCUCCGUCAGCGACAUCGUAUAAUGGCCUACUUUCAUCCAGAGGUAUCCUGUCGCAGAGUUCAGUAUCUGCACUAUAGCAUACUAAAAGGGAGGAGAAAAUCUGUACUCCAACUUAGCUCUCAAAGAGCUCGUUUUUUAAAGUGCUAUCGGUAUGACAAUAAAUUAGUAUCCUGCAUUUCCUGUCUUAGUUCGCUAACUAGCUGGUAA
This is a messenger RNA of Drosophila kikkawai, 1941 nucleotides long. RefSeq lists its product as uncharacterized. NCBI's taxonomy places the organism in Eukaryota, Metazoa, Arthropoda, Insecta, Diptera, Drosophilidae. The record is from RefSeq and is a predicted model, not a curated record.